Candoia aspera is the source of this 4376-nucleotide messenger RNA. RefSeq names its product tubulin tyrosine ligase like 3 (gene TTLL3). The record is from RefSeq and is a predicted model, not a curated record. NCBI's taxonomy places the organism in Eukaryota, Metazoa, Chordata, Lepidosauria, Squamata, Candoiidae. The transcript has 13 exons. Gene Ontology annotation, biological process: cilium movement; cilium assembly; protein polyglycylation. Gene Ontology annotation, cellular component: axoneme; microtubule cytoskeleton. Gene Ontology annotation, molecular function: protein-glycine ligase activity, initiating. Bases 300 to 3095 code for a protein of 931 amino acids.
CUCAACUGCUAGAUCAAGGAGCAUCUCCAGACUGUGAACCUGCUUCUUCUGAGGGAGUGCAACCCAAAACAGACUGAAACUUACUCUCCAAGUCCAAAUUCAUAUGUAACCAACAGUACCUCCAUCUUGUCUGGAUUAAUUUCAGCUUGUUCUCCCUGAUCCAGCUCGUUAUACAACUUAGGCAGUAUCCACAGGUUCCAAUUACUUCCUUAAUUGGUUGGUAAAGAAUAAUAUUGGAUGUCAACAGCAUACUGAUAUCACCCCAAACUCCAGAUGGCUUCUCCUGUGGUUUUAUGUAAAUGUUGAGCAACGUGAGGGACAACAUGGAACUAUGUGGGACACUAUCAGUCAGCAGCUCAAGUGUCAAACAGAUAUUAGUCCCAUUGCAUGAAAUGAGAUUGGAAGUCAUGAAUCUGGGAAAGCAAUUUUGUUUCUUUUCUUCCUUCCUAGGAUAUGCAGCCACACCAAUAGAGGGACGCACACAACGCAGCAUCAAUGUCAACUUUUCUUUCAACCCAGAUCGCCUCAAGCAAGCCAGACAAUAUGUGGAGAGAGCCAUCAAGCAACGGAAGAUCUUUAUGAUACAUGGUCCUUACCCGAUCAUCCGAAGACGACUGCUUGUCCGAGGUUGGGUGGAGAGAAAGUUCCCAAAGAUUCCUAAGGUUGUUACUAAGCGGGAACGUUUCCCUGAUGGCGAAGCUGAUGAAGAUGGUGAUGACAGUGAUGCACCUGAUGAUGAUGAAGAAGAGGAAGAUGAGCAGGAUGAUACUGAUGGUACCUAUAGCCUGAUGUCAAGGUUGGUUCGUAACCAGAUCCCUUACUUCAUCUGGACCAAUCGGCGAGAUGUUAUUGAUUGUCGCCACCUGCGCAAGGACCAGAUGAUGAAUCACUACGCCAGGGCAGGCACCUUCACCACCAAGGUAGGGCUGUGUCUUAACCUGCGUAACCUGCCAUGGUUUGACCAGGCUGAUGCAGAUACAUUUUUUCCACGGUGUUAUCGUCUUGGAGCUAAAGAUGAAAAGCAUGCAUUUAUUGAGGAUUUCCGUCUUACUGCAGCCAGGAGCCUUCUCAAAAUAGUGGUGAAGCGUUACUGGAGGAAGCCACUUUUCGUGGCAGCGUCGGAUGAAAAUCGGAAUGAGCCCCAUGGUGGUCAAGGGCCUUCAGAAGCCAAGCAAUGUGUCCGUCACAAGAAAGGAGCCAAUGUCUCAUCCCAGCUGAUUGAGACAGCCAUACAUGCUUGUGAGGAGCAUUUGAGCACCUUGAGACACCAGGACAUUGACAAAGAACCUGGAUCCACCUUGCUAUUGACAAAAGCACACUGGGAGGAUUUUCUACAUAGCUACUAUCAGAUAGCCCAUGAAGGAGCACAGUUGGUGCAGACGGGUGGCCUCAUUGAGCGCUGUGAAGAUAUCUUGCAACGGCUGGCAAAGGUCGUCCCACAGUUGGACAUGGAAGGGGACAGGAGCAUCUGGAUUGUCAAACCAGGAGCUAAGUCUCGUGGCAGAGGGAUCAUGUGCAUGGACCGCUUAGGGGAUAUUCUGAAACUAGUGGACUGUGACCCCAUGAUUGUCAAGGAUGGCAAAUGGGUGGUCCAGAAAUAUAUUGAGACACCUCUGCUCAUCUUUGGCACCAAGUUUGACUUGCGGCAAUGGUUUCUGGUGACUGAUUGGAACCCCCUCACCAUCUGGUUCUACCGACAUAGCUACAUCCGUUUCUCUACACAGCCCUUUUCCUUACACAAUCUGGAUACCUCCAUCCACCUGUGUAAUAACUCCAUCCAGAAACAUUAUGAGAACUCCCUGAACCGCCACUCUGAGCUUCCCCCUGACAACAUGUGGUCUUCUGAGCAAUUCCAGAUCCACCUGCGGCAAAUGGGGGCACCAGAAGCCUGGUCAAAGGUGAUUGUGCCUGGCAUGAAGGCAGCCAUCAUUCAUGCCAUACAGACCUCUCAGGACUUAGUGGAGUUCCGCAAAAACAGCUUUGAGCUUUAUGGCGCAGACUUCCUCUUUGGAGAAAACUACCAGCCAUGGCUGAUUGAGAUCAAUGCCAGCCCCACCAUGGCGGCCUCUACUUCUAUCACCACCCGGCUGUGUGCCAGUGUGCAGGAGGACACCUUACGGGUGGUCAUUGACCGCAAGUAUGAUCGCAACUGCAACACAGGAAACUUUGAGCUCAUCUAUAAACAGGCUGCUGUGGAGGUUCCCCAGUACAUUGGCAUCAGCCUUUUGGUAGAAGGCUCCACUGUCAAGAAGCCUCGACCUCCAUCCGAAAAAGGCUCUGGAGCUGCUGACCCAAAGAACAGCUGUGGUGGUCCACAGCAGCAAAGAGUCCCUAAAUUGAUUCGCCGAUGCAGUAACCAAAGUAUUCCUCGUGCACCUACCCCAUGCUGGGCAGCAGCAAACAUCAAGACCACAGAGCCAGGAGCUCCUGGGAAGGAGAACAAAGUUAAGGAGAAGCCCACCCUCAACAAAGUCUUUCCAGGGUUUAAGCUGCCCAGCAAGCUCAAAACAGACCCCCGUAACCGAAGAGUGCUGAUGGCCCACAGUAUGGCUACCACGACUGUCAUGACAGGAGGUAAAGUGACACACCCAGCUCAGCUCUGUGCCAAAUCAAGCUCUCAAGAAUUGACUGCUACCCCACAGGAGCCUACCUUCAGUCAUGCCAAGCUCACUGGCAUGGCAGGUAGGAAGCCGGGCCUGAGGCUGCAUCUGCAGGAAAUCCAUCCUGUCUCUGCUUUUCGGAAGCUGGCUGUGAAAGUCACAAAAGGCAGUCAUGUGACUGCAGGAUGCUGUGACCAUCAUAAAUGUGCACUGGUUGACAAGCGCCCAAAUCACAAUCACAUGACUGCAGGGGAUGCUGCAACAGCCACAACUUUGAGGACUGGUCGCCUGGCUGUUUCCCGCAGGCUCCCCUGUCUCUUCUGCAAAGAUGGAAAGGCUGUGGCAAGUUUGCAAAGGCUGUGUUGCUGCUCCAGAGCUGGGCCUUUACUUCCUGCAGCUCCCAAAUUCUUCUACCGCAAAGCAGUGACCACUUGCCAGGCUCAGGUAUACAGUGAAUCCUUAAGUGCUCACAGGACAGCAUUCCUCUUGCCCUAGGAAGACUUACUGGUUAACCCUGCAUGUAAAAUGAUGGCCUCUCUGUGUGUCCUUCUGCAUCCCCACCUCUCAAGAGGAUGAUCCAAAGCUAUUUCCUGCUGCAGCCUCUUGCAGAAAUGUCACCCCACCCCUUCUGGACACGCUUCCUUCUCCCCAUCCAGUAACCGUUCAUCCUUUCUUCACCUGCAUGCCUAGGAUCAGCAGCAGCUGCCACCUCUUGUACCAGCUUUUGAAAACCAGAUGUCUGUAUUGCCUCCUGUGGGGGGGAAAGAUUCUGAAUCCGCACUGAAUAAUUCUACCCUGGCGGCUGACUCUGUGCCUUCAUUCUGAUAAAAAAAGGGAGGAGAGCUCCAUGUGAGUUGCCUUUAGGAAUUGACCUUGCUUUGCCAAGUGAUGCUUUUGUUAGCGGUUAAUAUCCUUUCUUCGAGUUGGUGCUGGGACUCUGAAAGACUAAGUGGCAUUCAGAAAGGGGGAUUCAAUCCCUGCUGUAGCCCUCUUCAGGAGCUUUUGCUUCCUGUGAUUGGAUGAUGUUCUGAAGUUCUCAUUCGCUUGUCCUGGAAAAGAAGUGGUUUUUGGUGACCUCCUUGACACGUAAGAAGGGAAACGACUGAAAACCAUGGGGAAGCGUUAUGGGAAAAAGGCUGAACUUGCCAAAAGCAAGCGAAACUUCUAGGCCGUUGGUGGUGUUUGAAGCAAAGAACGGGGGGAAAAGCCAUUCAAGAUUCAGUCUGCAGGCUGUGCUUGCAGCAGAGAAGCCAAAUUCAGAAAAGUCCCUCAUCCUUUAAAAAACAAACUGUUUCUCCCAUUAUUUCAAUGGAUAAUUAUGCAAUUAUGCAGUGGUGGUGAGUUUGGUGCCUCUAAAUGCUGUAUUAUGUAUUAUGAGGAGAGUCAAAACAAUCACUUUGAACAUCCUUCUCCAAUGGUGUGCAUAUUUCACAAUAACUCUUUAGUGCCACCCAACUGAUGUGCCAGCGCAAUCGCUGACCAAAUUUGCCCGUGUGUCUCUGGGCAGGCAGCCAACUCAGUCCCCGACCUUUCCAGAAAAAUACAUCUUCCUAAAUGUUUUUCCAUGUUCCUGGUGUCACUCUUACACCCACAAACCUGUCUUCCUGCUCUAACCAGUAUCCACCCUCUGCAUUACUUCCUUCAAAUCCACUACACACACAGUUCAGCUAUAGUGACCUCCUCGUACUCUACAAUUAUCUAAUGUUCACUGAGAAAGUGGGCAUCUGCGGAGGCGGCCAGGGAAGAAUUGGAAGCAUGUGCUUUUUGUCAUUAAAA